Anopheles coluzzii is the source of this 738-nucleotide messenger RNA. Its product is annotated as histone H2A. NCBI's taxonomy places the organism in Eukaryota, Metazoa, Arthropoda, Insecta, Diptera, Culicidae. The record is from RefSeq and is a predicted model, not a curated record. Gene Ontology annotation, cellular component: nucleosome. Gene Ontology annotation, molecular function: protein heterodimerization activity; DNA binding; structural constituent of chromatin. The transcript has a single exon. The coding region runs from base 160 to 534 and encodes 124 amino acids.
UGCAGCUCGAAAAAUUCCAAACGAGUAUCGGGCAGCACGAAUAAGCUGCUAUAUAAGCAUCGGUCGGGUCAAAAUUGUUCUAUUAUAAAAAGACCCUUCUCAAAGAGAACAUCGUGUUGUUCGUGAUCCCUUACAAACGUACCCCAAUCAAAUCUAACCAUGUCUGGCCGUGGAAAGGGAGGAAAGGUAAAGGGAAAGGCAAAGUCCCGUUCCAACCGUGCCGGUCUUCAGUUCCCCGUUGGCCGUAUUCAUCGUCUCCUGCGCAAGGGUAACUAUGCCGAGCGCGUCGGUGCCGGAGCACCCGUGUAUCUGGCAGCCGUCAUGGAAUACUUGGCCGCUGAAGUGCUUGAGUUGGCCGGAAACGCUGCCCGUGACAACAAGAAGACGCGCAUCAUCCCGCGUCAUCUGCAGCUGGCCAUCCGCAACGACGAGGAGUUGAACAAGCUGCUGUCCGGAGUAACCAUCGCUCAGGGUGGUGUGCUGCCCAACAUUCAGGCCGUGCUGCUGCCCAAGAAGACCGAAAAGAAGGCUUAAACGGUGUGACAAAGCUUCCUUCAUCUCAAACCCAAAACCGUCCUUUUCAGGGCGACAAAUUACUUUGCCAAAGACAUUUUAUUCGAUUUAUGCUGUUAUGGGAGAACCAGAAGGAAAAAAAAAUCCAGAUAUAUCAAGAACCGUGCUUGAAACUGUGUACAAAAUGUAAAUGAAAAAAUGUGCCGUCCUUUGGCACAAAACGCA